GACAGCAGGGAGGCCGGGUGCCCCGCACCACCCUGGUCCUGGGAUAAGCACCAAGUUGACACCAUGGCAGGACUGGGAUCCUGUGGCCUGGCCAGAGCUGCUGUGAUCAUCCUGCUGCUCCCUGGAAGCCUACAGGAUAAAUGUGGGAAAAUCAAUAUUUCGGCCCCUAUUGUCCGCCUGGGAGAUCCUGUCACUGCCUCCUGCACCAUCAGCCAGAACUGCAGCUUUCUGGACCCAGAGCCACAGAUUCUAUGGAGACUGGGAGAUAAGCUGGAGCUGUCUGGGCAGAGGCAGCAGCGCCUGCCCGAUGGAACCUGGGAAUCUACCAUCACCCUUCCCUACCUCAACCACACCCAGGCCUUUCUUUUCUGCCGUGCACUAUGGGGCAACCACCCACAGAUCCUGGACCAAGCAGAGCUGCAGGCAGGCUACCCUCCAGCCAUACCCUCCAAUCUGUCCUGCCUCAUGAAUCUCACCACCAACAGCCUCACCUGCCAGUGGGAGCCAGGACCCAACACCUACCUGCCUACCACCUUCAUCCUAAAGAGCUUCAAGAGCCGGGGCGACUGUCAGACGCAGGAGAACUCCAUCUUAGAUUGCGUGCCUGAGAAAGGACACAGCUACUGCUCCAUCCCCCGAAAACAGCUGCUCUUGUACCAGAAUAUGGUCAUCUGGGUGCGGGCAGAGAAUGCAUUGGGGGUCCGCGAGUCCCCACAGCUGUGCCUUGAUCCUAUGGAUGUUGUGAAAAUGGAGCCCCCCACACUGUGGGCCCUGGACCCCAGUCCUCAGGCGACUGCACUCCAGCCAUACUGCCUCUGGUUGGGGUGGGAGCCAUGGAAACCAAGCAUAUACAUGGACCAGAAGUGUGAGCUUCGCCAUCGGCCACAGCAGGGCGGAGCCAGCUGGGCACAGGUGGCUCCCCUGCCCUCCAGGACCCACCAGUAUGAGCUCUGUGGGCUCCUUCCAGCCACGGCCUAUGCCUUGCAAAUGCGCUGCAUCCGCUCACCUCUGCCUGGCUACUGGAGCAGCUGGAGCCCCAUUCUGGAGCUGAGAACCACAGAAUGUGCUCCAGCUGUCAGACUGGACACAUGGUGGCGGUGGCAGAGACAGAUGGACCCUACAGCAGUGGGUGGACAGCUCUUCUGGAAGCCAACACCCCUGAAGGAAGACUGUGGGCGGAUCCAAGGGUACCUACUCUCCUUGAGCCCCUCAGGCCAGCCAGAACUAGUCCUGUCCCUCUGCAACACCACAGAGCUCAGCUGUACCUUUUCCUUGCCCUCCGGAGCCCAAGAGGUGACCCUUGUGGCCUACAACGCAGUGGGGACCUCUCAACCUACCCCAGUGGUCUUCGUGGAGAGCAAAGGCCCACCCCUGACUGGACUCCAUGUCAUACCCCUAGACCCUUAUAGCCUCUCAGUGGGCUGGGAGCACCCCAGCCCUCAGCCUCAGGGCUAUGUGAUUGAGUGGGGCUUGGGCCCCAAUGGCAGCAAUAAGACUUGGAAGAUGGAACACAAUGGGAGCAUCACAGAGAUACUGCUGCAGGAGAACAUCAGGCCCUUUCAGCUCUACAAGAUCACUGUGUCUCCUCUUUAUCCAGGCACCGUGGGACCCCCCCAGAAUGUCUAUGCCUAUUCCAAAGAGACAGGCCCUUCCUAUGCCCCGGAGCUGAAUAUAAAGAAUAUUGGCAAGACCUGGGCCAAGCUGGAGUGGGUGCCCAUGCCCCCUGAGCCAGGGAAAAGCCCCCUUACCAAUUAUACCAUCUUCUGGACCAACACUAAGAACCAGUCCUCCCACACCACCCUGAACACCUCCUCCAACAGUUUUGUCCUGCAUGGCCUGGAGCCUGCCAGUCAGUAUCGCAUCCAUCUCAUGGCCAGCAGCCAGGCUGGAGCCAAAAACAGUACAAGCCAUACUCUGAUGACCUUGGCCUCAGGGGAAUUAGAGCUGUACAUCUUGCUGGGCCUGUUUGGCUUCCUGGCUUUGUUCAUCUGCCUCUGUGUGGCUGCCUGGUUACGGUGCAGCCACAGCAGGAAGAAUCUGCUCUGGCCAAGUGUGCCAGACCCAGCCCAUAGCAGCCUGGGCUCCUGGAUACCCAAAGCCAUGGCAGAGGAGACCGUCCCACUGCCCAGCCUUUGGGACUCAGGAAUGCCACCCAUCACCAAGAUUACUGUGCUGGAGGAGGAGAAGAAGCUGGGGUCCUGGGAGUCCAGUGACAGCUCAGAAACCUGUGGCCUCCCCACCACGGUCCAGGCCUACAUACUCCAGGGGGGCCCAAGAGCAACAUCUACCCCACAGCAGCCCGAGUCUGGCACCAAUGACCAGGUCUUUUAUGGGCAGGUGCUAGGCAGCCCAACCAGCCCACGACCAGGGCACUACAUCCGCUGUGACUCUACUCAGCCCCUUUUGGGGGGCCUCACCCCCAGUCCUAAGUCCUAUGAGAAUGUCUGGUUUCAGAACAGUCCCCUGGAGACCCCCAUGGCCACACUCUCAAGCCAGGAUGAUGACUGUGUCUUUGGGCCAUUGCUUGACUUUCCUCUCUUGCAGGGGCUUCGGGUCUAUGGUGUGGAGGGACUGGGAGCCUUCUAGGGUUUUCUGGGGUCUCUUCACCUGGGCCUGCCUCCAUCUAAAGGAAAGUAAACCCAUCACUUAAAAAAAAAA
Molecule: messenger RNA, 2658 nt
Organism: Perognathus longimembris pacificus (Pacific pocket mouse)
Lineage: Eukaryota; Metazoa; Chordata; Mammalia; Rodentia; Heteromyidae
Gene: Csf3r
Product: colony stimulating factor 3 receptor
Exons: 16
Coding region: 64-2586 (840 amino acids)
Biological process (GO): cytokine-mediated signaling pathway
Cellular component (GO): membrane; signaling receptor complex; external side of plasma membrane
Molecular function (GO): cytokine receptor activity; granulocyte colony-stimulating factor binding
Source: RefSeq, a predicted model, not a curated record